Heterobilharzia americana is the source of this 1371-nucleotide messenger RNA. NCBI's taxonomy places the organism in Eukaryota, Metazoa, Platyhelminthes, Trematoda, Strigeidida, Schistosomatidae. The record is from the annotation of a GenBank genome assembly.
AUGCUCAUAAAGAACACAGGUAAAGCGUUACAAAAGUUAACGUGUUUUCCGAGGGUUGAAAUUCAACAUUUCCUUAAAAUGCCUAUUAUAAUGGAGUUGUGUGAGGCCUUUGCCGAGUUACCUAAUAGUUCAGAAUGCCUGUUGCUGAAAAUAAGAAGCCGUAAACCAGUACAAAUCAGAUUUUCUUCAGAGGAGUCUUUAUUUCAAUGUUUUCAAAAGCUAAAAGUGCUACUGACGUCAGCUAUUUUUGUUCAUGAUACUCUGUGCUUAUCAGCGGAUUCGAAUCAGGAUAAUUCAUCUAAGAUUAUUCAGUCGCUUACAAAAUUGAGAGAUGAGAUGGAUAUUAUGUCGCUCAUAGUAUUUUUCAGUCUUGAUAAUGCCUCGUAUGAUCACACACCAACUUUUCAGAUUUCUCGUCAUUCUACUAGCGACUAUUAUCAUCACAUACCGAUAGAUUUCAUUUGCAGUUUAGAUCGAAGUGAACUAUUUCAUAGCGCACUUUGCGCUAGAUUAUCUUCCUUCUUUGAUCAUUAUCACCGUGCUUUAUUGUUUCUCUGGAGAGAGCUUAAGUUCCCUCCGAAAAUUAUACGUCUACCCCAAGGCAUUGAAGAACCACGUGAAGAAGUAUGGCGUAUGGCUAUUCACGAAAAAUAUGGUUUUCCAAAUAAUAUCCCUCUCUUUCGACGAGGUCAAGCUCUCCAUCCAGUUCCUAGAUUAGUUAAAUGGCUCGGUCCGUCUUCAGAAAUCCUUGUAUGUCCUCAUGAAGUCGUUAAACAUUCACCCAAAUUAGGUCCUACCUACAUUGUUACUGGUCGGUACACUUACAAGCAUUACCUCCAAGAUGGAGUAGAUGAUAAGAACUGGGGCUGCGCAUAUCGUGAAAUAACUCCAGGGCCACUACCUUCUCUCAGGGAUAUUCAAGAUUCUCUUGUUCGUUAUGGAGAUAAACCGAAAAGCUUUGUUGGUAGUUGCCAAUGGAUUGGUUCACUUGAGGUUAGUUACUGUUUACAAGAACUGUACAAUAUUCACUGUCGCCUUCUACAUAUCCCACAAGGAUCCCAAAUGUCUCAACUGGCAGCAUCCACUCUUGUACAACACUUCACUUCCGGUGGAGGUCCGGUUAUGGUUGGUGGUGGUCAACUGGCUCACACAAUUAUCGGUGUACAGUUGUGUGAAUCAGCCGCAAACAAAACUGAAUCGUCAUCACCUUGUCGGUACUUAAUCCUUGAUCCUCACUAUACUGGCCCAUUCGGAAACAUUAAGAUUAUUACAGAAAAAGGCUGGUGUGGCUGGAAACCUUCAAGCUUCUGGAAAUCUAAUGUGCAUUAUAACCUCUGCCUUUUACCAUCAAUAAAAAGAGGUUGUGUAUAA